ACAGAAUCAGAAUAAAUAGUUUCUCAAUUUAAUCGACUAUCCAUUCGGUAAUAUUAUUUAUUUGUUUAAAGUAAAAGUUGAUCAAAAAGUGAAAAGUAAAAAUGAAUACCAAAGAAUUCCUUUCGUAUUUAAACUUGAUGAAAUUUGACUUUUGCAUCCUAUUUGGUGCUAUGGGCUAUCUUAUACAAAUGAUGGCUGUAACCACAUUAAUGGAGGACAAAGUUUGUAUGAAUCAUCUUAAAUUGAACCAAAGUUUUUGUGCCGAUUUCACAUCCUAUCCUGAUUCAGUGGAAACCCAAGAAAUACUUCGAGUUGCCAAUACAUUUAAGAACUGGCAGUUCGUUAUCAUCAAUACGCCAUGUUUACUUUUGUCCAUUUUCAUCGGCUAUUGGCUGGGAAAUUAUCCAAAGUAUUUCAAACUCAUGAUCAUGACAGUCUUUUUUGGUGGCGUUUGUCAAGUUUCAUUAUUAAUAGUCAAUCUCUUCGUUUUUGAAGCUCCUUGGUGGGCUUUAUUACUGUCGUAUAUUCCGUAUUCAAUGUGCGGAGGUGUAUUUUUGUUGUUCAGUUGUGUUUAUACUUCCAUUUCGUGGGGAACACCAAGUCAUCUUGUGAUUAUACGAUUUGCUGUCAUUGAGUUUAUUGUCAAAAUUGGAAUGCUUAGUUCGAGUUACUCAAGUGGUGCCAUAUUCGCCAUGAAUCCGUGGUUUGGUAAUCAUCGCAAGAAUUAUGUCGGAGUUCUAUUGACUAGUCUAGGAAUGAACCUUUGUGGAUUUGUUUAUGUGGGUUUAAUGACACCCAAUUUCGUUAUUAACUAAAACCCGGAGAAAGAUGAUGCUUCUUUCUCUCAAGUUGUUAAAGAUGUUUUCCAGUUAUCAAGAGCGAAACAAUUUUUGUCAGUUUUUUCAGUUAAAAGGCCAAACCAGGGUCGACUUAGAUUGAUACUAUUAAUUACUUCAGGAGCUGUUUGCAAUGCAUCACUUAAUGGAGAGGAUGGCAUCUCUUACCAGUUUGUUCAACGUGUUUAUGGGUUGACUGAAGAUGCGUACAAAAAACUAUUGACCCUAGGUUACAUACCACCAACCAUUGCUACUUCAAUCGGUCCAUCAUUGCUCAAGUUCUAGGCCUUUCUGUCCAAGUAUCGCUAUAUUUGGAUGUUUAUCAUUGUCUGCAUUUUUCGUUAUCAGAGGAAUAUUUUUGUCUGUUCGAGGUUACAUUGCUGGAUAUAUAAUUGGUUCCUGUGGACGAAUGUCUAGUGUUGCAAUUAGAAGUCUCAUCGUUUCUACCGUCGAACCCGCAGAAUCUGCUCAAAUCUUUACUCUUUCAACGGCACUGGAAACUUUUGUCGGAUUAGGAGCAACCUUCUUAUAUACUACAGUAUUUAGUGCGACAAUUGCUCAUCAACCUGGAGCCGUGAUGCUUACAGUCGGCUCAAUCAUAAUGUAUCCAUUAGCUGUUAGUUUAUGGAUAAGAUUUGUUCAAAGUAAAAAGACUAAAAUGUUAACUGGUCCAAGUAAUGUUGAAAUUGAUGCAACAUUGUCAAAUGGUCAGUCUAAAAAUGAAAAUGUACUCUAGUCUAUCAAAUUACUUAAAGUAAUAUCUGACAAAUAAAAAUAUUUUUAUAAAA
Messenger RNA from Tetranychus urticae (two-spotted spider mite), 1624 nucleotides. The record is from RefSeq and is a predicted model, not a curated record. Lineage: Eukaryota; Metazoa; Arthropoda; Arachnida; Trombidiformes; Tetranychidae.